CAACUGAAGCUGGCUGGAGCUCAUGUUCUUAUCGUUGGUUGUGGUGGACUAGGGUGUCCGGCUGCUGUCUAUCUUGCUGCUGGAGGUGUCAUUAAUAUCACCCUCGUAGACAAUGACAUAGUUGAGGUUACCAACCUCCACCGUCAAGUAAUGCACUCUGAGGAUAAAGUGGGCUACCCGAAAGUCGAAUCACUUGCUCAGAGGCUGAGAAGCGUAAAUAGCACUGUGCGUAUAGUGACAAAGAAUGUUCGUCUUACCAGCCAAAAUGCCUGCGACAUCAUUUUGGGUCACGACAUUGUUCUGGAUUGCACCGACAAUAUAGCUACGCGCUAUCUUCUAAACGAUGCCUGUGCGGCUUGUGGUCCCAUCCCCUUGGUAAGUGGGAGCGCUCUGCGUUUCGAAGGUCAAAUGACUGUGUAUCUCACUCACCGUCCACCCGAACACGAUUCGUCUGAGUGUGAGACAAAGCGGUUAAGACUGAUUGACAAGGAAAAGGUGCCUUGUUUUCGCUGCAUUAAUCCUUCACCUCCGCCUGCUGUUCAAGCCUGCUCCGACGCUGGGGUUCUUGGUGUUGGCAAUUUCGCCAUAGUUCCUGGUAUCAUUGGAACUCUUCAGGCAGUUGAGGUUAUAAAACUACUGUCAGGAAUUGGAGGCAAGUCACACUACUUAUUUUCCACUGCAUUCAAGCUUGCACCAUUCAACGACGUACCUUGUUUGUCAAUGGCGGGACGUUUACUCGUGUUCGAUUUGGAGCGCAACAAUAUACGAACAGUGAAGUUGCGUCAGGCGCGACCGGACUGCAAGACUUGCAAUUCCAUCAACCGGAUCACACCUGAAGAUGUCAAGAAGACAGAUUACGUCGACUUUUGUGAUGCUUUUUCCCAAGAUAUGCCACGAUCAGGGAAUGCACAGAAAUCCGAAACCCGCAUUUCAGUUCAGGAGCUGAAAGAAAUCCGUGAUUCAAAGAAACCUCAUAUUCUCAUUGACAUCCGGCCUGCUGUUGAAACCGAAAUUUGCCGUUUGACUAAUUGUCUCUACAUACCAUUAAACGAAUUAUACAAGGAGUCAAAUCUAACACUUAUCAGAGACCGAAUCAGAGCUGCCCAUGAGGUUUCUCCAAACACUCCCUUCCCAGUUAUUUUGCUGUGCCGCCGCGGGAACAAGUCGCAUGCAGCAUGUGAGCAAUUUGCUGAGGCUCUCGAGCGAAUUCUUCCUCGGAGCGCGUCGAGUGGCGAUCUGACCUCGUUUACUAAUGGCGAUGCAAAGUCAGUCAUCACAACCAAGGUCUUGGUUCGUGAUGUUGCCGGUGGACUGCAGGCCUGGAGCGAGCAGAUUGACAACGACUUCCCUAUUUACUAG
Messenger RNA from Hydatigera taeniaeformis, 1359 nucleotides. NCBI's taxonomy places the organism in Eukaryota, Metazoa, Platyhelminthes, Cestoda, Cyclophyllidea, Taeniidae. The record is from the annotation of a GenBank genome assembly.